Molecule: messenger RNA, 4296 nt
Organism: Hippocampus zosterae (dwarf seahorse)
Lineage: Eukaryota; Metazoa; Chordata; Actinopteri; Syngnathiformes; Syngnathidae
Gene: rhobtb3
Product: Rho related BTB domain containing 3
Exons: 13
Coding region: 443-2302 (619 amino acids)
Biological process (GO): proteasome-mediated ubiquitin-dependent protein catabolic process; regulation of proteolysis
Cellular component (GO): cytoplasm
Molecular function (GO): ubiquitin protein ligase binding
Source: RefSeq, a predicted model, not a curated record
CUCUCUCUCUCUCUCGUUCGUUGCCCGAAAGACUUUGUUGUAGAGUCCGACGUCAUUAAUGUGGUCUGGGCCCCGGUGCGCGAGUCUCUGCUCGUCCACGGUGGUUAAUUGCCUCCGCCUACCAGCUGGCAACUUGUCAGUGAUUUGUCCUUUUAGUGUUGUUAGUAUUCCAACGCGGCCAGUCAGCCGUCUGCUAGCCGUCGGGACGACGCCGGAUUCGAGGCUACCUACGGCUUUAUGAAUGACUAGCGAGGCGGGGGGAAUGCCAGUUAGCGAGACCGGGCUCCAGUGGGACCAGCCGCCGAUGAGAGCGAUUAACGGCGAGGCGGAGCCGUGGCUCACUGCGGAAAAAGGCGAGCCUGACUGCCGCAGACUGGCGUGGAAACGCACCGUGAGAGGGACACGCUCCACAGCGUAGAGCAACGACGGCGCCGUGAACACAAUGUCCAUUCACAUUGUGGCUCUGGGGAGCGAGUGCCCCGGUGGUGUCGGGUCAGGGGAAGAGAUAAUGGGCCAGGGCCAGCUGCAGGGAGGUCUGCUGUGGAGCUAUUUGGGCCACGGGGCGCUUGUGGGUCCCAGUGACCUGGAGAGGAGCCUGCAUAAUCCAGCCUUCAUGGAAUACACCUCACGUGUCUUUGGAGAUGUGACCAUCGUGGUCCAAGACUGUCCCAGCUGGGACUUGUUGGACAGCGACUGGGCCAGCGUACGUAAGGUGCUUGAGCAGGCGGACAUUCUGGUCAUCAAGUAUUCGGUGACCGACAAGCUGGCCUUCCAGCAGGUUAGGAAUGGAUAUGCUCCGAGACUGCGCCCACUUCUUAGGCACUGGGGCGUGCCCGUCAUCUUGGUGGCAGUUGGCGCGAGGCUAAACGACGAGGGCCCUCCCUGUACAUGCCCGCUGUGCGCGUCUGACUGGAGCAGCUGCGUGCCUCACAGUGAAGGUCUGCAGCUGUCCCGGGACCUUGGGGCCACCUACCUGGAGUUACCCUCGCUUAACCAUGUGUUCGUGGGUCGCUACUUUGGCAGCGUGUUGGAGUACUUCAUGAUUCAGUGUCUGAAACACAAAGCCAAAGAGAAGCCAGAAAAGAGGCGAGGACAUAAAGUCAACGAGCUUCGCCCGCCUCACUUGGAACAACCAGCUUGUCUUCCUCCAAUUCGAGUGGAGGAGUCCAGCUUCUCGCAAGACAUGCAGUGGUUGUUGGAACGCGGCGUGCAGUUUGCCGACGUGGCCUUCUACGCCGGCGACUCUGGGAAAGAACUCGGGUGGGCUCACGCCUCGGUGCUCUGCGCCGUCAGCCCGUAUUUCCGACAGCUGCUCCUGGGGCCCAAGACCAGGGAGCGGCCGCAGUCGCGCUGCGUCUGCCGGGAGAGGGAUGCGACCCCUCACUCCUUACUCUCCACCUGGGACGGUGCAAUAAUUGACGACAUGCCUCGAUCUGAGGGACACCUGGCCGGUCGCCUCUCUCGUCUGGUGGUGAAGGACCCUCUCUUGUGUAUGUGCUUAUGGGAGACUCUCAUGUUCAUUUACAGAGGCGCGUGGGAGUGGGAGCACCUGCAGGAGGCCUUGGAAGAGAAACUGAAGAACUCGCUUGCAGUGGCUCAGCUCAUGGAGCGCAUACGAUCGCUUAUCGGCAGAGACAGGGGCACCAGAGACACCCCAAGCGCACGCGCGGCCCAGCUCGGCCCCCAGACUCUCGUCAACCUCUUCAAUUCCCCUCUUUAUUCGGACGUCAUCUUCAUGGUGCAGGGGAGCGUAUUGCCAGCACAUCGAGCAGUGCUGGUGGCGCGUUGUGACGUCAUGGCGGCCAUGUUUAGUGGCAAGUACGCGGAGGCCCGCAGUCGAGUGGUGCCCAUCCACGGGGUUUCGUCCGACACCUUCCUGUCGUUCCUGGAGUACCUCUACACAGACUCUUGCUGUCCCGCCAGCGUGUUGCAGGCCAUGGCCGUGCUGGUGUGUGCGGAGAUGUACCAGGUGAAACGGCUGCAGCAUCUGUGCGAGGUGUGCGUCUGCGCUUACCUGCAGAGCAUGCCCAGCAGAGAGCUGGCGUCAACUGGCAUCAGCGUGAUCCGACUCCUCCGAAGGGCAAAGUGUCACAACGCCGAGCAGCUGUACGUGUGGCUCCUCCACUUCAUUGCCAACAACUACCUGAUCUUCAGCCACAAGCCUGACUUUUUGGAGCUUUCAGAAGAGGAGCGGGAGCAGGUGGAGAGGCUUCGAUGGCCAUCCAGAGGGUAUCUGCAGGAGCUCAACGAGUACCAGCAACGGCGACGCAAAUUACGCAAGUCUCGCUGCACGGUCAUGUGACGUCACCUAGAUGCAGAGAAAGGUCGAGCAACAAGAAGAAGGAAAAAAAAAAAGAACACAUUUGCAAAGGGGCUGGCAAAUUCCUGGAAAGUUUCCAUGGGAAGUUAAACUGGGGGAAUUUUGGAAAUAUUCAAAACUGGAAACUUUCAAAGGGAAUUAAUUUGAAUUGAUGGGAAUUUAAUAGUAAGGGAACGUAAUGGUAGCAUAAUUGCCCCGGGGUUUUUUUUUUCCACUCAAGUGGCAACCUAUCUGAGGCUUGAAUUUUGGCUCAAAACACAAAUGGGGGGGGGGGGGGACAACCCAGGCGACAAAAGAACCCUGCAUCAUACCUAAAUUUCAGUUCCAAUGUAUUAAAUUCCUCAUAAAUUCCCAUGCAAAGCUCCCAACUUUGAAAAAUCCCUCCAUUUUGCAACCCUAUCAACCACCACGGCAUGACGCUUUCUGUCAUCAUUCCACUUAGGCCAAUAUCAAAACGACCGAUGCCUAAACACCGGUAUGCAUAUAAAACAACUGCACCGUGGAAGAUUCAAUUUCAGGUUGGCAGAUGCGGUCUUUAUGACUCUCAAAACUGUGACAUCGAAUGGCUCCAUCCCGUGGACUCCCAACCAUCAGGAUCAUGUGCUUGCCCCUUCAAAAUGGUCGCAGGUAUUGCUGGACAAGUGGGAGAAGGCCUGCGUGGUUAUUUUUUCUACUUGGCCCUUGCCCUGUCAGGAUGUGUGGCUCCCCUGUAGUGGACACGAUUAAAUUAUUUGCUUAUGCAUUUGUAAAUUUCCCCAGUGUGGGACAAAUAAAGGAUAUCUUAUAAAGGAUAUCUUAUAUCAUGCCUCUAGUGGACAUAGAGCAUCAUUUGAAUUUCAUUCGGCGAGGCACUGAACACUAAAACGAAAUUGUGGAAGUUGGGGUUGGUUUGCUCUCAUAAGCUAAUAGAAGGCACAACCAUUUUUUUGGACAAUUUAUGGUGUUCCUAAUCAUUGAAUUCUACCCAAUCUAUAGGAGUAAGAGAUUUCAUUAUUACAUGACAUUGCAUUCAUUCAGCUUGUAGUCUGUGUCAGACGUGGACAUUUCAAAUUGGCUGAAAAUUAAAUCAUUUAAUGUAUGAAACACUUGAGUGGCGCAUACAUCACUCAGCACACAGGAUGGCAAUAGACGGGCAAUAACUUUGGUCACGCUUGCAUGAUGUGGAGUAUGACGAUUUCGGGGAAAGAUUCACAUCCACAUAUCUGUUGCUACAUUAAAAAAAAAUCACAAUGCCUCUGGUUCGAUACACUAUUGUACCAGUUUCUACUUUAAAUUAUGAUUAUUUGGUGCUGCAAUUAUUUUUGUAAAAUCCACGUUUUUUUAUAUUCCAACAGUAUGUUUUGUUUUUUAACUGUACUGUACAACACUGAUGAUUUUCAUAAAAGCUUUAUCAUUCUUGAUUAAACAAUAUUUGCUGUGCAUUGAAAGAGCCAAGUGAAAGUGUAACAGUUGAAAGCAGACAACUAACACUACAACAUCAUCAGUAAAAUAAAUUGUUGUUGACCAGUUCGGGGUGACCCCCGCCUCUUGCUCACCCGCGACCCUUACGAGACCGAUGCGGAUGGAACAAAGAGCAUAACUUUCAGAAUGGUGCCGCUGUGUUUUCCUCUUCUUCUAAGACCAGAUUCACAUCAAGUAUGACCUGCACUAUGCGCAAGACACACAUUUGUACUAAUUUGUUCAAAAUGUCAAUGAUAAUCUGUAAAUACAGAACAAAACAGGCUGGGGAUGCAGGUAUCACAGCAUCUUGUGCAUUUCUUUCCCUUGCUUGUAAAAAUCGAUUCAACUCUUUUAGUACCCUACCUGACAGUUUAUGGGAAGUCACUGGAGAACCCCAAUGGACUGCAACAUUCCCUCCAGUUUGCCACUCUUAUGCAGCUCAGCCACAUCACUGCCACCACCGACACACUCCUCUCCGAUGAACACCCGUGGGACCUAAAUUCCAAUUAACAGCAGAAAUGAGACAAUGUUAAAAA